Molecule: messenger RNA, 682 nt
Organism: Closterium sp. Naga37s-1
Lineage: Eukaryota; Viridiplantae; Streptophyta; Zygnematophyceae; Desmidiales; Closteriaceae
Source: the annotation of a GenBank genome assembly
AUCCCUGCCCGGCAACCAGCUCUUCAGCACCCUCCCCAUCUCCGUGUCCUUGCUCACCAACCUCACCUCCGUUGAGCUAUCCAAUAACAACAUAACGGGUUCCAUCCCCACAGCUUGGUUCCAACUUAGAGAUCUUGAAAUUCUAGAUCUAUCUCGCAAUCGCCUCACCUCCUCGCUCCCAGACGCUUUUGACUCCCUCUUCUCUCUGCGCCUGCUCAAUCUCUCAUCCAACAGCUUCUCAGGCACCCUCCCACCUUCCAUUGGCAAUCUCAAUUUUCUUGAAAAGCUGGACCUGCACGCCAAUCCGUUCUCCGGCUCGCUCCCGGCGGCACUAGCCCAGCUCUCCUCGCUCACACUCCUCGACAUAUCAACCACGGGCCUUCUAUGCCCACUGGAAGGCACCUGCCCUUCUACUGUCCCCCUGUCUUCCCUCUACUGCGAAUUCUGCUCCUCCUUCUGCCGAUACUGCAAUGAUCCCAGUGAGUGGUUUGGGGGAGAAAGGGAGUUGGUCUGGGGCAAAGGGGGGAGCUCUAGUCUUCCUCACAAGCCACCUGCCCCAGUCACACCGUCUCCAUGUCUUCCCUCUACUGCGAAUUCUGCUCCUCCUUCUGCCGCUACUGCAACGACCCCAGUGAGUGCUGUGGGGGAGAGGGGAAGCUUAGAGGGAAAUCGGUUGCUUUGA